This is a messenger RNA of Cladocopium goreaui, 2217 nucleotides long. Lineage: Eukaryota; Dinophyceae; Suessiales; Symbiodiniaceae. The record is from the annotation of a GenBank genome assembly.
AUGUGGCGAAGUGGUCUGGCGUUGUGUGCUGCGCUCGUUGUUGUGGUGGUUGGCGGCUGUUCGGCUCCUGCAACUACGUCCAGCGAGGGCGAAGAUGAUGGUCGCAUCAUCAUCCUCAUGAACGGCAAUUCGCCGUUCUGGGACGCGGUGCGCGUGGGCAUGGAAGACGCCGCCGAAGAGAUGCAGGUGAAUGCCGUGCUCGACACGAACGACGCCACACCCAAGGGGCAAGUCGAUAAGCUCAGGCAAUACGCCAGCCAGGGCGAUAUCAAGGCGAUCGCCAUUUCGGUGACCGACGGGGCCAACCCGGCGAUUGCUGAAGAGCUGAAAUCGCUCCGCGAGCAAAACAACGUCCAUGUCGUCACGAUCGACUCCGACGUGGAUCGCGAUCGGUACCGGGACUCACGCUCGUACUUCAUCGGCACCGACAACUUCGAAGCUGGCCAGCAGUUGGGCAUCGCUGCCCGAGAGCUUAACCCCGAAGGCGGCAAAUUCGUCACCUUUGUCGGCCGCACCGGAGCCCAAAACGCCAUCGAACGCGUCGGUGGGUUCGCCGACGGGGCUGGCGAGAAGUUCGAGGCCGUCGACAACAUGGGCGAUGAAAACGACCGCACUCGGGCUCGCGAGAACGUUCGCAACUCGAUUCAAAACCACCCCGAUCUCACCACACUGGUGGGCAUUUGGUCGUAUAACGCUCCAGCCAUCGUCGAUGUGGUGAAAGAACUCGAUCGCCGCGAAGACUUCGAUGUCUGCGUGUUCGACGCCGAGCCGUUGGCGAUCAAACAAAUGUCUGAUGGCGACGUCGACGUAAUGGUCGUGCAGAAUCCCUAUCAGAUGGGAUAUCAAGCGGUGAAGCUUCUUAAUGCCUUGGUUGAGGAUGAUACCCAGACCGUGGGUGAGAUGUUCCCCAAUGCCGACCAGGAAAAUGGCGAUCUCUACAACACCGGGAUGAAGGUCGUAGUGCCUGAAGAUUCGCCCCUCAAGCCGGAAUCGUUCAGCGAAAACGCCGAGUUCAUACUGUUUGGAUUGCUGGAGCCUCACGAAUGGGGCUUAAUCUUAGCCAUUGUGAUUGUCGUCGCCUUCACGGCCGCGGUCGAUCAACAUCACGCCUAUCUGCAAGACCCUUGGCGUAGUUUUCACGACAUCUGCCGCCAGACUUCAAUGCUGGGUAUCUUCGCCCUGGGUGCGGCCUUGGUGAUCAUCGCCGGGGGAAUCGAUCUUUCGGCCGGAUCGGUCAUUGCUAUCAGCGGAACCAUCUGCGGUUCGAUCAUGCUGCUGCUUGCCCCCGAGGCCAUGGAAUCGGGCGAUCCACUGGGUACAGGGGUCAUCAUUGCGGCGAUAACUGGGACGUUGCUUGUUGGGUUCUUCAUUGGCACCCUGCAUGCUUGGUUGAUAACCGUGGUGGGAUUACCGCCGUUCGUAGCCACGCUGGCUUCGUUGGUGGGGCUGCGGAGCUUGGGCCGGGCGAUUACCGAGUACCUGGCCCACAGCACACAGAUUCAAAUCUACGACGCUCAGUUUCGCGAUAUCACGAAGUCCGUUGGCGUUCAGGCCACAUUGUUCAUCGGCCUGGCCAUCGUGAUGUGGAUACUGCUCAGCCGCACCGUGGUGGGCCGGCAUAUCUACGCACUUGGAGGAAAUGAAGAAGCGGCCCGGCUUAGCGGUAUUCGCACGGACCGGCUGAAGUGGCUGGCCUAUUCGAUUGCGGCCAUGCUCUCUUCGUUGGCCGGCAUUCUCUACAUCGGCGAUCAGGGCGUGGUCGACCCUCAGACGCUCGGUCGCGCGUAUGAACUCAAUGCGAUUGCCGCCGCCGUAGUUGGCGGGUGCAGCUUGCAGGGUGGCGUGGGCACAAUUCUGGGGACUGUGCUCGGCUGUGUGUUCCUGCGGCUGGUCAUCGAUGGCGUAGCCAAGAUGAUCGACAGCGGGGCUGAUGUUUACGAGGGGCUGAUUGUCGGCAUUCUGGUGGUCUUCGCGGUGGCAUUCAACGAACUACGUCGGGCUCGUGAUGCACAGAAGAAGUUCUUCUCCGGGGCUCUUGGAGUUGCAGCCGGUGGGGUGCUGGUGCUGUUCGCCGGUGUGGUGGCCGCACUGCUUUCGGGGGCUCAAGAGGGGGCGACCCAGCGAUCGACCAUAAUUGGCCUGGUGGUUGCCGGGAUUGUGCUGGCCGCCGUUGUGGCGAUGUACGUCUUCGAACGCCGGCCGAAGCAGAGCGGAUGA